AUUUGUUACAAAAAUCUCUGAUACCCCAUAGCUUUUUCUGUGAAGAAAAACAACCCAAAAAACUUCAAUGUCUACUACUACUACUCAUGGCUACAUUGCAUUAUACAUUUAUCUUCUCCUACUGUUGUCUCCUCUGGAUGAAGCAAUGGCCGGACGCUUUCUCCCAUCUAGUGUUUUGGUCAGCAGGACCGAGCAAUCGGAAUCUGGAGGUCGAACUUAUGUGACAAUGAAGCCUGAAUUGAAUCACAAAAGACAGGUUUUUCACCAGAGAGAAGUAAAAACUUGCAUGCCAAAGGGGUUCAGGCAUUCAUCAGCACCCAGCCGAUAUCACACUCUUGGUUCAUUGAGGUGCACUCCUGGAGAGCAAUCUAAGAAACCUUAACUAUAUUAUAUGUACUGUUGGGAACAAGGAUUGAUCAGGUGACAAUUGUACAUUGGUUGCUUUGUCAUGCCCGUUACUGCACUGCAUGUACCAAUGUAUAAGUUUAUUACUAUUUUUGAGAGGAGCAUAUAUAGAAACAGUGGUUAGUGUACUUUUCG
Ilex paraguariensis (yerba mate) is the source of this 540-nucleotide messenger RNA. Lineage: Eukaryota; Viridiplantae; Streptophyta; Magnoliopsida; Aquifoliales; Aquifoliaceae. The record is from the annotation of a GenBank genome assembly.